AUGAUUGACAUCAGGGCAACUCUCGCAAAGCAGAUCGCCUUCGCCGCGGGUGUCGUCCUGCACCUUGCGGUCUUCCGCAUCGGCGAGUGGGACAUGGCUACGACCAGCCUGAUCAACACCUUUGCUCUGCUACCUCUGGUGGCGACCGCCCUUCUAUCGAGAGUCUUUCCCGAUGUCUAUUCGUCGCUUCUCCAGACUGCUACAGCGGCUGCUACCCUCGAGGGUUUCCUCAUCCUGGGGGUCUACACCAGCAUGAUGAUAUAUCGAGGCUGGUUUCACCGUCUCCGCAAAUUCCCCGGUCCCUUCCUCGCCCGCUUCUCCAAUCUCUACAUCACUGCUCUGUCAGCCAAGAACCUGCACCUCUACAAUGAGGUGCAGCGCCUGCAUCAGAAAUAUGGCGACUUUGUCCGAGUUGGACCUUCAGAGAUCUCCAUCAAUGACCCUGGAGCCCUCCCCUUACUCCAGACCAACCCCACGAAAGGCCCAUGGUACAAUGUCCUCCAGCCUCGUAUCUCUCUGCAAGUGAUCCGAGACAAGAACGAGCAUCUCGUCCGCCGCAAAAUCUGGGAUCGCGCCUUUAGCGCAAAAGCCCUCCGCGACUACGAGCCAAGAGUCAUCCGGCACGCCAACAACCUGCUCGAGCACCUCGCCCGGACCGAGGGCCAGCCCAUCAACGUCAGCGACUGGUUCAACUUCUUCAGCUUCGACGUCAUGGGCGACCUGGCCUGGGGCAAGUCGUUCAACAUGCUGCGCGACGGCAUCAAGCACUACUUCAUGGUCGUGCUGCACGCCGACAUGACCAACAUCGGCCUCUUCAGCCACAUGCUCUGGCUCUUCCCCAUCUUCAAGGCCACCCCCAUCCUCAACGCCGAGCACAGGCGCUUCUGGGACUGGCUCAAGGUCCAGGUCAGCGAGCGGCGGCGGAAGGAGCCCGAGCUGCCGGACGUCUUCUCGCCGCUGCUCGAGGCGCACAACGCCAAGGCCAAGCCCACGGCGCAGGAGGAGCUCGACCUGGAAGGGGAUGCGUAUCUCAUCGCUGUGGCGGGCAGCGACACCGUAGCUGCCAGCCUGGGCUCGCUCUUUUUCGAGUUGGCUUGUGAUCAAGACUCCCUGAAGAAACUGCAGGGAGAAGUUGACGAGCUUUUUGAAGCACAAGAGGAAGUCACUAUUCGCAGCCUGGCUAACCUUCCAUUCCUCGAUGCCGUCAUCAACGAGGCCCUGCGCCUUCACCCGCCGGUGCCAUCCGGCGUUCAGAGGGUUAUCCCAUCGCAGGGGAUGCAUAUCGGCGACACAUUCAUCCCCGCCGAUACCCUCGUGCAGGUUCCCACUUACACUCAGCUUCGAGAUGUGAGAAACUUUGAGAAACCAGAUGAGUUUGCACCCGAGCGGUGGACUACAAAGCCAGAAAUGGUGAAGGAAGCCGGUGUCUUCAUGCCCUUUGGUACCGGUCGAUAUAUGUGUAUCGGGAAGCAGCUUGCUCUGAUGGAGAUCAGGUGGGUGACUGCGCAGAUCGUACGGCGGUGGGAUGUCGCGUUUGCGCCAGACCAGGGCAAGGAGGCUUUCAUCGAGGGCCAGAGGGACACCUUCACUCUAGUCUUGCCCACGCUGAACUUGAUCUUCACAAGACGAGCCUGA
This is a messenger RNA of Thyridium curvatum, 1635 nucleotides long. RefSeq lists its product as uncharacterized. The transcript has 6 exons. The record is from RefSeq and is a predicted model, not a curated record. Bases 1 to 1635 code for a protein of 544 amino acids. Gene Ontology annotation, molecular function: heme binding; oxidoreductase activity, acting on paired donors, with incorporation or reduction of molecular oxygen; iron ion binding. Lineage: Eukaryota; Fungi; Ascomycota; Sordariomycetes; Thyridiales; Thyridiaceae.